Paramormyrops kingsleyae is the source of this 1271-nucleotide messenger RNA. The record is from RefSeq and is a predicted model, not a curated record. NCBI's taxonomy places the organism in Eukaryota, Metazoa, Chordata, Actinopteri, Osteoglossiformes, Mormyridae.
GUCAGCUUGUUAAGUUGGCGUAUUGGACUGACUAAGUCCCCGUACGCCACAGUGAUUGUUUUUUUUUUUUUUUAAAGAUAGGUGUACUUUGCUAAACGGUUUCGUACAAAAGACAUUUGUCAGAAAACGCGACAGCAGAUGGAUUCAUUUAGCCGUUUCAAAGUUACCGAGUUUGGUUAGCUAGCUGGAGUGAGGAUUUUAAUUCUAGACAAGUCAGCACACCCAGACACACGCAUUUAUAUAGCCGGGGUCCCGCCGUGUAAUUUAGCGCAACCAAGGCUGUGUACGUCCCUCAAUGCUUCCCAGGCUGCUCCGCUCUCUGCCGGGCCUGCAGCUGCUUCCCCGGGCCUUUUCUACUCGGUCUCCAGCUCCACCGUACGGGCGCCCGAAACUGCAGCGCACGACCGACCAGGACGAGGACCCGGAGCCGGAGGAGGAACUGGAAGCCCUCUUUAAAGAGGCAACACAAAGACAGAAAACCAUCAAGUUCCACAGGCUGAGGCGCCAACUGACCCCCCCGGGGGCCCCCACAAGGAGACUGACCUGGGAUGCCAUAGAACAGAUACGUUACCUGAAGGAAGAGUUUCCCGAAGAGUGGACCCUGGAGCGCCUGGCAGAGGGUUUCUCCGUCAGCCGUGAUGUCAUACUGAGGGUCCUGAGGAGCAGAUUCACCCCCCCUCCGGAGACACGUGCCCGACAGGAUGCCAGAGUAUCGGCUGCCAUGGGGACACAGCCCCUGUUACCUGGGCACCAAGCCAGACGUGAUGGGGUGGCACUUCUGGGCGGUGCCACGGCUGCCCUCGGCCCGCCCAGCAAGGGUGUCCUGAAAGCUCUGCCCUCUGGGACACAGACAGACAGGCCCAGCAUAACCGCCAUGGUGCCCCUUCAUAGUGGAGAGGGAAGCCCCAUAUCGCCCUCUCUGCAUCCCUCUGAAAGUCCCCCUCAGAACAGCAGACAGACCCCGCAGGGGACAGAAGGCCAGACUGAGGGCCAGGAGGAGGAGGAGAAGGAGGAGGACUGCUGGAAUGGCUGUGUCCUUUCAGAGCAGGAGCUGUUGGAGCUCGUGGAAACAUUCCCAGAGCAGGACGCUGCAGUGGUCAGGAAGGCCAAUGAGUUUUAUGACAGCAAGGGCAACUUCCUGUACCGAUUGUGAAUCUGUUUGAAAUUGAAUUGUAUACAUAAAUCUGAUAGUGUAUUUGGUACUUUAACUAGACCUGGGGUGAUGUGAACAUUUCACACGUGUUCAUAAGGCAGACAGUCUCAUCGCAGCA